Centruroides sculpturatus (bark scorpion) is the source of this 2811-nucleotide messenger RNA. RefSeq names its product nose resistant to fluoxetine protein 6-like. NCBI's taxonomy places the organism in Eukaryota, Metazoa, Arthropoda, Arachnida, Scorpiones, Buthidae. The transcript has 13 exons. The record is from RefSeq and is a predicted model, not a curated record. The coding region runs from base 1 to 1554 and encodes 517 amino acids. Gene Ontology annotation, molecular function: acyltransferase activity, transferring groups other than amino-acyl groups.
AUGUGUUUUCCUUCUGUUUGCCAGGAAGAUGACAUCCAGUACAUGACACAAGCAGUGGUUUAUAAUUUGGGUUUUACAACAAAUGUUAUGGAAUGUCAGACAUCGUCGUCUAAAGAAUUAACAUUAUUUCAGAUUUUUAUAAUAGCACUGUUUAGUGCAUUUAUCAUAUUUGCAACUGCAGGAACUAUUUUUGAUGUGACAAACACGCAAUUUACUAAAAGUGAAGAUAAACCAUCCUACAAAACUGUAUUGACAAGGUUUGCAAAGUCGUUUUCAAUCUACGCAAAUACGAAAAGAUUGUUGAACCCUCUACACCAGAAUUUAAGCUGUUUCCAUGGAAUGCGAUUCUUCACUGCUUGUUGGAUUAUUCUUGGUCAUAGUUACUUUCUUCCAGAAAUGUGGUAUAUGAUGAAAUUAAAAAAUCUAAAAGGUUUUAAAGAAUUUAAAACAAAUUUGGCAUUAGCUAUAAUUGAAAAUUUUUCUUUAUCCGUAGACACAUUUUUCUUUAUGAGUGGUGUUUUAAUGACAUACUCAACAUGGAAAAUUUUAGAGAAAAAUAAUGGAAGAUUGAAUAUUAUGAAAUUAUUAUUAAGAAGAUAUUGGAGAUUAACUCCAAGUCUUGUAGUUGCUAUGACAAUUCCAUUUAUUAUACCCCUUAUGGGAUCUGGUCCAUUGUGGAAUAUUGGAAUGCAACAAGGAAUUGAUUCUUGCAAAAAUCGUUGGUGGGCAAAUCUUCUGUACAUCCAAAAUAUUUGGAAGUUUAAUGAAAUAUGUCUUCCACAUUCCUGGUAUCUUGCCUCAUUAAUGCAGUGCCACUUAAUAGGAAUUCUCUUAUUAUUAAUUGGUUUCAGAUGGAAAUUAAUUGGUUUAGUUCUGGGAAUAGUUCUUCUUCUUAUAUCUAUGAUAAUAACAGCAGCUUUAACAGAGAUUUACAAUUUACCUUUACUUAAUGUUCUCAUUGGUGAUGAUCUAAAAUUACAGAAUCAAAACCCUUAUUUAGAUCUUAUAUAUAUAAAGCCAUACAGCCAUUUACCUGUUUAUAUUAUUGGAAUGGGAGUUGGAUUUUUUAUUUGUAAAUAUCCGAAACCUAAUCUGAAAAUGACUUAUCAAGUCAUUGCUUGGAUAGUUGCAAUUUUUUGCAAUAUAGCAGUAAUAUAUUCAUACAGAAAAUAUAAUAGUAGACCAACCAUUAUAUUGUAUUCUUCCAUUCAUAGAAGUGUUUGGAGUAUAGGACUAGCUUGGGUGACAUAUUCUUGUUCGACUGGACAUUCGGGUUUUAUAAAUAAAUUCCUUUCUUGGAAAGCAUUUGCUGUUUGUGGUCAGCUGACUUAUUGGUCUUAUUUAAUUCAUUUCUUCUUUCUACUUGCUAAAUCUGCAUAUGUGAGAGAUAAUUUUUAUUUCAAUCAUUACAAUAUGGUCUAUACAGUUUUAGGACAUAUUGUUCUCUCAUUUAUUACAGCGUUCAUACUUCAUAUCAUGGUAGAAAUGCCUUUUACUAGAUGGGAAAAGAUAUUUUUCCAAACAAAGAAAAAGCAGGAAACAUUUGAGACUUAACAAUUUUUCAAUGAUAGAAAAUUUCUUAUGACUAUAUUAUUAAAUAUAAAAUGUUGUACCAAUACCAAACUCCAAGGCAUAUCGUUUACUUUUUGAAAAUGGUGUUUUAGUCCAAUCUAUUAAUGUAAUUUUGAGCUGAGAAAAAGAAAUUCAUCAUAACCUUAUGCAUUCAAUUCAUUUCAGGAGAAGAGGCACUAGAAAAAGUAAAUCUAGAAGAAAAGAAUAUAAAAAGAGAGAGGAAAGUCUAAACAAAAUGUUGUAUUAAAUAAUAAAACCAUUAGUUUGUUUUAUGUAGUACAUAAAGUAUAUAUAUAAUUAAUUUUACAUCUCUUAGACAUUAAAAAAUCUACAUAAUAAUGUUAAUUGCAAACAAGCAUAUUUAUGAAUUUGUUGAAUUUAUGUCUUACAGGCAAACAGUAUUCAAGCCGAACAUACUUUAAUCAAUUUCUAUGUACUGAAUUGAAAUAUUUUGUACAUUGACAGAAAUUUUCUUUUUACUUUAUAUCAAAAGCUCUGAAAUUGUUAUUUAUUCUUAAGAUUAAUGCUUUAAUUAACAUUUAGUUAUUUAUGUAAUUUAUAAACAUCUUGUAUUGAUAAAUUCAAAGUCCUUAUUUACUUCAGAGAAAUCUCUAUUAAUUUAAUUACAGAAUGAUAAAUUAUUAAAUAAACAUACAUUUUCUAAGAAUAAGACAGUUUUGAAUCUGUAAUAAGCCACAAGUUGAUGCAUGGUUCUUCUAUAACAGCAUUCUGUACCGAUUUACUACAGGCUCAAAGACACACCGAUGUCAAAUCUCUGUUCUCAUUACCAUAUCCCAUUCUAUUGAAUUAAUUCGACAAUUCACACAUUGUUUAGUAAGUAAAUUUGGCUUAUGAACUCUUUCAAAUUCUACGUUCAUUUUCCGAAAUACACAAUUUCAUCACCAUCACAAGUUCUUACAUACUCAUUUACAAGAAGUUCUGCAAUAAAACUUUCAUUGAAGUGAAUAGGGUCUUUAUAAACUCCCUGUAUAAGUCUAAUAAUCAAUUUAUAUUUAAGUACCAUUUCUCUAGCACUUUCAGGCAACCAUGUGCUAACCAUAACAGAUCUCUGCAAUAUCAUUUGUAGCCAAUGCAAGUGAAUGGAUACAAAUAAUUUUGUAGAGUUCUGUCACAGUUCCUUAAAUUAAAUACUAUUUAAGGGGAACGGUUAGGUGAUUGUUUUGAUUGCUAACAAGUAUUAGAGAAAUAGUACUGAAUUUAAAUUUGCCAGUUCCAAUA